AUGGAACCACGAAAUAUAAAAUGUAGUCCACUGAUCGUAGGUGCACCGCCGGGUACGCUGCUUCACCAACAUUCACCUGAAGAACAAGAGCUGACAAUCGAAGUACAGAGCUGGCACAAGCAACUGCACAAUCGGUCGGAGGGAAACAGCGUAUGUUUUGCAAACAGCAUUAAUUACUUUUGGAAGAACAAUAACGAAAUAAAUGAUUGGAUAAUGAAUACACCAAAUACACUUCAUAUGCCUAAAAAUAGAAGACAAGAAAUAACCACCGUAUAUAUGACGCUGUAUGACCAGUUCUGUCGCCAUCGCACAUCGGGAACACAAGCCACCGCAUCGAUAAAUAAGUCUUUCCAAGUUUCCACCGGGCGAUAUAUUAAAUGUCAACCCAGCUUACCUAGCAGUCUUAGUAAGUUGAACUCCCCUUGUUCUAUAAUAACGAAUAUGCCCGACUAUAAUAUUAACAAAAAAUACCAUUUAGGGAGAAUGAACUAUUCUGAAAUGUAUUUCUUUAGUAAAAAAAAUAAAAAAGACCUGAAGAGAGUGGACGAUGAGGACACAGAAUUCUACAAAUCGUACAAUAAGAGCGUGCAAGUGCAAAGUUGCAGACAUUCAACAUCUGCGCAAACUAAUAAGAAACAAGCGAGUUUGUGUUGUGCAACUGCAACAUCAAAGGCUGUGUCCAUUAAAGAACCUGACAAACAAAGAUGUUCCUCCAAGUUAGACACCAAUAACGAUUUUGGUUUAUCGGCAACUAUAUCGCACAUUAAAAUUGUCCCUCGCCAAUCGUGCCCAAUACAUGGUACCAGCCCUUGUCAAGGACCAAACUGUAAAGCUAUGGGUUUAGGACCGUGCUCUGAUCCUUGUGCCCCUUCAAAUUAUAUUGCUGUUAAUAGUGAUAGUGGAGAACAGACAGCCCCAAUAAAAGUGAGUACUACAAAUAACCCCAGACGUGGAGUGUUUGAAUUAGUAAUUCGCAGAUUGAAUGGAGCCCCUUUGGCUAGAAACGAGUUGUUUUUGGAAUGGAGUCCACCGCCCGGUCAGUCUGCUUCAUGUUGUGGACCUUAUCCAUUGAUAAGUUCGCUGCCUGGACCAUGCCGGCCGUCUAAGUGUAAAAUACCUGUAUGCCGCCCACCUAAGCCAAGGUGUUGCAAAAAGCCUUUAAGAUGUAAAUUCCCUUGUGGACCAAAAACUUCCCGGUGUGGACCUUGUAGCUUAUGUGGCAGAGUAUCUUGCCCGGGAUGUCCAGCGAAGCCUUGUUGCAGACCUUGCGCGCCUAAGCCCUGCCGACCUAGGCCCUGUCGACCUAAGCCUCGCCGACCAAAGUCUCGCGUUAAACGUUGUAAACCCUGCAAACCCUGUAAGCCUUGCUGUCCUCCCUUCCCUUUUAAACCCAGUUGUACUAGCUGCUCUGUGUGUUGUGGUUCUAUUCAACCGUGCUCCAAACCUCCAUGCAAGCCCUGUCGUACAAGGUCGCCUUGUAAAAGUUGUAAACCUCCAUCUUGCAAACCCUGCAGGCCGUGUUUCCCAUACAGACCUUGUGUCCCUGACUUGGCUUGCCCGAAAAGUAAAACUAGUAUAGUUUUUGCAACAUGUAAAUCUAAGCCUUGUAAGCCAUGUAGCGCAUGCGAUCCGUGUGGCAGUCCUUUUCCGGCCUGUUUUUCUUGUUAUCCUUGCAUUACUCCUAAAUCAUGUUUGCCUAACUUUUCGUCAACCUUUACACUUUGUUGCCCUCCCAGUAAAUCGUUUAUUCCUUCUAACACAUGCAUUUCUUCUGCGGCUCUGGCCUUCCUGUCUCUGUCGAGGCUGUAA
Messenger RNA from Cydia amplana, 1809 nucleotides. Its product is annotated as keratin-associated protein 16-1-like. The coding region runs from base 1 to 1809 and encodes 602 amino acids. Lineage: Eukaryota; Metazoa; Arthropoda; Insecta; Lepidoptera; Tortricidae. The record is from RefSeq and is a predicted model, not a curated record. The transcript has 3 exons.